Messenger RNA from Coregonus clupeaformis (lake whitefish), 3189 nucleotides. RefSeq names its product RUN and FYVE domain-containing protein 1. Bases 43 to 2322 code for a protein of 759 amino acids. Gene Ontology annotation, biological process: regulation of endocytosis; protein transport. NCBI's taxonomy places the organism in Eukaryota, Metazoa, Chordata, Actinopteri, Salmoniformes, Salmonidae. The transcript has 15 exons. Gene Ontology annotation, cellular component: cytoplasm. The record is from RefSeq and is a predicted model, not a curated record. Gene Ontology annotation, molecular function: metal ion binding.
GCGACUGCUCUGGCCUGGAGUCACGUGUUCCAUUAUGAAAACAUGGCCGACGGGGUAGGUGAAACAAACACAGCCGCUGAGGAAAGCGAGGCAAAAGAAGAGGAACCCAAAGUUUUGGAAGUUCUUCCAGACAGCCACCCUGUUGGCAUUAGCAGCGAUGAAGAGGCUCCAAAAGACAAACCGGCGACCGAGAGCAACUGGUCAACACCGAUCCUGUCGCUGGCACGGAAGGCGACCGAGACGAUCAGCAGUGGGGUCAGCUACCGUGCAGCUUUGAGAAACGCCACAUCGUCGGGAUCUGCCGCGAGCUCUCCGACGAGUCCGACUAUACAAAACUCUACGGAGAAUGACACCAACACUAACCAAUACCUACCAGCUGUGAAGGACCAUAUGGCUGUGGAGCGCUCCAACCUGUUCAGUAUGAUGAAGCUGAGUAUUAAGGUCCUGAUCCAGUCAUCUCUGAGUCUGGGCAGAACCCUGGACUCUGACUACCCUCCUCUGCAGCAGUUCUUUGUGGUUCUGGAGCACUGCCUCAAACACGGACUGAAAGUGAAGAAGUCAUUCAUCAAUCAGAAUAAGUCUAUCUGGGGUCCUCUGGAGCUGGUUCAGAAGCUGUGUCCUGAGUCUACUGAUAUUGCCACCAGCGCCAGAGACCUGCCAGGGCUAAAGACUGGGUUAGGUCGGGCUCGGGCCUGGCUGCAUCUGGCCCUGAUGCAGAAGAAGUUGUCUGACUACCUGAAAGCCCUGCUAGACCAUAAGGACCUCCUGUGUGAGUUCUAUGAUCCAGGAGCGUUGAUGAUGGAGGAGGAGGGGACAGUGAUAGGAGGGAUGCUGGUGGGGCUAAACGUCAUCGACGCUAACCUCUGUAUCAAAGGAGAGGACCUGGAUUCCCAGGUUGGGGUCAUAGACUUCUCCUUGUACCUGAAGGACCCUAUGACCACUGAGACCACUAAGGACGAUGCUAAAAUGACGGCCAUAUUGGACCAGAAGCACUACAUUGAGGAGCUGAACAGACACCUGAGCUGCUCCGUCACUGACCUGCAGGCCAAGAUGGACUCCAUAGAGAAGACCAACAGCAAGCUCAUUGAGGAGCUGACGGCAGCGACAGACAGAAUUAACUCGUUACGGGAGGAACAGGAAUCACUGAGACAUGAGAAUGAGACCAUCGUCCAGAGCAGCCAGAAGAAAGAGGAGGCGACCCUGGAGGACAGCGCAGUAGAGCUGGAGACAUACAGACAGACACGGCAGGGUCUGGAUGAGAUGUACAGCGUGGUGUGGAAACAGUACCAGGAGGAGAAACGCAUCAGACAGGAGUUGGAGCGGGAGUUGGAGCUUCAGGGAGGACUAAAGCAGGAGAUGGAGAUGGCCAUGAGGCUGCUGGAGAAAGACACGCAUGAGAAACAGGACACACUGCAAGCCCUCCGACACCAACUAGACCAGGUCAAAACCCUCAACCUGCAGAUGUUCCAUAAGGCACAGGACUGUGAGCGCGAGGCCCAGAGGAAGCAGGAGGCGGCAGGACAACUGGAGGAGAAGAUGAACCAGAUGGAGACCACCAUUAAGGAGAUGGAGCAGAGACUGCAGAACUCUGAGCGUGAUCGCAGACAGUGUGACCAGACAGACAGAGACAUGAGGACAGAGCUGGAGGGCAGAGUGGACUCCCUACAGAAACAACUGUCUGACCUGGACACACUGAGGCUGGGUCUGGAGAGUGAUCUGUGCAGUGAGAAGGAGCAGAGACAGGCCAUUCAGAGAGCUCUACAGAGAGAACAGGACAACAGCACUGAGCUACGCACCCAACUACAACAGAUACAGGGGCUACACACGGAGCUGCAAGAUGUUCGUCAGGAGAAGAAGCAGCUCCAGCAGAGCUGUCAGGAGCAGGAGACAGCCUUACAGGAGAUGGGCCUACACCUCAGCCAGUCGAAACUGAAGAUGGAGGACUUCAAAGAGGUCAAUAAAGCCCUGAAGGUAACGUAUUCCCUGUCCUCCAUAACACUUCCCCUUUCCCCUAGCCCUCUGUUACACCAAGUCUCUAUGGAGUUUACUAGUGAAGAACAGAAGAGACGGGUACUCCUUGGUGGUCUCGCUGGUCAUAGAGUCCUUCAGGGCCAAGCCUGGCUGAAAGACGACGAGGCUACACAGUGUAAACACUGUCAGAAGGAGUUCUCCAUCGCUCGCAGAAAGCACCACUGUAGGAACUGUGGAGAUAUCUACUGCAACAGUUGUUCUAGUAACGAGUUGGCCCUGCCCUCCUACCCUCGACCUGUACGGGUCUGUGACAUCUGCCAUUCCCUCCUGCUGCAGAGGAGCACCUCCUGACAGAACCCACACACAUAGGACCCUCACACACGCUCUCCUUCUCACUCAAUCUUUCUUCCCUCGCUCAAGUCAUUGUAGUGAUCAAAGCCCACAGUACUAUUGGUCACUGAGAAAACAUUUAUCAUAUUUGAGCACGAACAGGGGCUUUGGUGUAAUCUAUAAUGUUUAUAAAGUUCAAGAUGUUUGGGCAUGGUUGAUUGUUGAACGGUAGAAGGUACUGCCUUCUCUCUUUUAAACUCACCUGAGGGGAUUUCACAAAGUAAGAUCAAUAAAGAAUACAAUGAGUCAGCCAGCUGUUACAAACUAACUCCAUUCCCAGUUAUACUCCAUAUACCUUCUAGGAUGCUGAAUUUAAAGGAUAGUUGUAGUUGAAGGGAGCCACAGGGUAUUGGAACAGGCAUCAGUAUUUGUGUUGUAUUAUGAAUGACCCAAUAUGCAACAAUGUCACAAUUGGGGGGAAAUGUUAGUAGACGAACUGACCUUCAAUAAUAGCAUUGUGUUGAUUCACUUUAUUAUAAAUCAGGAGUUUCUCAGUUUUGAAAAGGUCUAUCUUCGAGGCGAUUAUAUAGAUCAUUUCAAGUGGUUCUUUCACUUCCAGUGAAGCAAAGGAACCAAGUUAUUUUCUGUUCAUCUUAACCUGCCUAGCUGAAGAAUUGUGGAUUUGUUAGACCCAGGUCUUUUUUAUUGUAAAUGACUACAGAAUGUUCUUAACAAAUCAAGAUACUAAAGGUCUAUUUUAGAAUGUAUAUAAAUAACGAUCAUUUUGUGGAUUGAUUGUGACCAGUGCUACUAAAACAGCCACUUUCUGACGGGUAAUCGGGGCAUGUUUUCUAUAAAGACAUCUAAUUUAAUAAAAACGUAUCUGAA